CAAUGGUGAAAACUGAAGCUUUGUUUUCAUUGUUAAAUAUUUAAUGUUGCAGCAGUUGAAAUGAGUUUACAGGAUGAACAUUGGUCUACAGUGCGCAUACUACAGGGUUGGGUCUGCGCUGUUCUGUUCCUGUCCUGGAUAGAUUUUAACGCGGCCUGCUCUGAAAUCACGUGGGCUGAUAGACGGUAUUUUAUUCGCCCGGAUGUUGAUCUGUCUGAAUUCCAAAAGUGCAAGAAGGACAGCCAAGCAUUGUCUGAUGAAUUUGGGAACAUGUUCUGCAUGUCACACGGAGUAACCCAUCCGGACCAUCUUCAGAACGCCAUGUGUGCUGACGAUGGAGCAGUAUCUCCCUUUUCACAAUCCCGUCAUAUGGUUCUUCCUCCAGAUUUUGAAUACAAUUUGAAUCCAUAUUAUGGCCAACCUUAUGGUCCCAUUCAUGGUCCUUAUCAUAAACCUUAUCAUGGUCCUUUCUAUCCUCCUUAUCAUAGACCUAUUUAUGGUCCAUACAAUGGUCCCAGUUAUGGCCCUUUUCCUAACCCCAACUAUGGACCAGUACCACAUGUUGAUUACAGUGCUCCCUAUGGCUCUCCUGGGUUUCCUCCCGUUCCACCUUUCCCAGUCUACGGAUCUGAAAAGGACUUAAUUACAAGAAAUUUUUUACCUCCAACAGUUGAAGAACUAGAAAAUGCGAAAAAGGAAAAACUUAAAGAUUUAUCAAAUUUAACCGCUUCAACUGUAAUCUCAGUCACUACAACUACAACAGAAACAACAUCAAUAGUGGGAAAUGGAAAUAUUAUAGCUAAAGAAAUAAAAAGAGCUCCUCCCACGAAAAAAUCAAAAAAGGUUUCUUAA
This is a messenger RNA of Eurytemora carolleeae, 852 nucleotides long. RefSeq lists its product as uncharacterized. The record is from RefSeq and is a predicted model, not a curated record. The coding region runs from base 61 to 852 and encodes 263 amino acids. The transcript is spliced from 5 exons. Lineage: Eukaryota; Metazoa; Arthropoda; Copepoda; Calanoida; Temoridae.